Messenger RNA from Hymenoscyphus albidus, 1580 nucleotides. The record is from the annotation of a GenBank genome assembly. NCBI's taxonomy places the organism in Eukaryota, Fungi, Ascomycota, Leotiomycetes, Helotiales, Helotiaceae.
GGUAGUGUCACGUGUAUGAUGUUGCCUGAGAACCCAAGGCAUCAGUUCUCGCUUAGACGUUAGCGCCGUUCACAAUCGCACAUACAACUUUUAAAUUUGGACCCGCGAUCUUUUUGAACCAACAAAACCAGUCGACAAAAAUCGCCCACGAUGUCUCACAGAAAGUUCGAGGCACCUCGUCACGGCUCUUUAGCCUUCUUACCUCGCAAGAGAGCUGCCCGUCACAGAGGAAAGGUACGUUUGCAAACCCCAAGGCGCUGCGCUGACAUUUGCUUGCGCAUCUGCUAACUUCUCGAUAGGUCAAGUCGUAAGUUUCCCACCCCUCCUCGAGCAUCCGCGCGAUCCUCCCGAUUCUGCCGCUCGAACAAUGGCUAAUUCCAUCGUAAAGCUUCCCUAAGGAUGACCCAAAGAAGCCAGUUCACUUGACUGCCACCAUGGGCUACAAGGCUGGUAUGUCCACAAUCGUCCGCGACCUCGACCGACCAGGCGCGAAGUCACACAAGAAGGAGGUUGUUGAGGCAGUCACUAUUAUUGAGACACCACCAGUACGAACAAUGCAGCCCGCUUGGCAAUUGUGUCAAUGGCUAACAUCUAUUAUAGGUGAUCGUUGUUGGUCUAGUUGGUUAUAUCGAGACUCCCCGUGGUCUUCGAUCCCUCACCACCGUUUGGGCUGAGCAUUUGAGCGACGAGCUUAAGCGCCGAUUCUACAAGAACUGGUACAAGAGCAAGAAGAAGGCCUUCACCAAAUACGCCAAGAAGCACCAAGAGAAGGGCGCCGCCUCCAUCACCCGUGAGAUCGAGCGCAUCAAGAAGUACUGCUCCGUCGUCCGUGUCCUCGCUCACACUCAAAUCCGCAAGACCCCUCUUAAGCAAAAGAAGGCACACUUGAUGGAGAUCCAGGUCAACGGUGGUAGCGUUGAUGACAAGGUUGCCUUCGCCCAAGGUCUUUUCGAGAAGCCAGUUGAGAUCAGCUCCAUCUUCGAGCAAGAUGAGAUGAUUGAUGUUAUCGCCGUCACCAAGGGCCACGGUUUCUCCGGUGUUACCAGCAGAUGGGGAACCAAGAAGCUUCCGAGAAAGACACACAAGGGUCUCCGAAAGGUCGCCUGUAUUGGUGCCUGGCAUCCAUCUCACGUCCAAUGGACUGUUGCUCGUGCUGGUCAAGACGGAUACCACCACCGUACCUCUGUCAACCACAAGGUCUACCGUGUUGGCAAAGGUGACGAUGAGGCUAACGCCACCACCGACUUUGAUCACUCCAAGAAGCAAAUCACUCCGUAAGUACUUAUUUUGAACAAUUUGAGACCCCAAAACUAACAACAAAUAGUAUGGGUGGUUUCGUUCGUUACGGAGAGGUCAAGAACGAUUUCCUUAUUCUUAAGGGAUCCGUUCCUGGAGUUAAGAAGCGUAUCAUGACUCUCCGAAAAUCCAUGUUCGUUCACACAUCAAGAAAGGCCUUGGAGAAGGUUGACUUGAAAUGGAUCGACACAUCAUCAAAAUUCGGACACGGUGCAUACCAAACUCCUCAAGAGAAGCACCAGUUCCUGGGUACUCUGAAGAAGGAUAUCGCUCCAGCUUCAUAA